AUGGCCUUAAAGAGAAUAUACAUAUCUAGACACGGAUAUCGUGCCAACUGGUUACCCGAGCCACAUCCACCAAACCCAACUGGCAUUGAUAGCGAUCCCCCCUUGGCACCACAUGGAGUUGAUCAGGCAAAGCAAUUGGCAGCGUACUUAACCUCCUUGCCUGACAAUGAAAAACCCCAAUUUAUAUUGUCGUCUCCAUUCUACAGAUGUGUUGAAACAGGCCGCCCAAUAGCCGAGAUGUUGUCGUUGUCGAUUGCUUUGGAGAGAGGUGUUGGUGAAUGGUACAAAAAGAAUAGAAAGAUCAUUCCUGAGCCGGCUGACUACAAUAGAUUAAGGUCGUUCUUCAACAAUGUUUUGGUGGAAGAAUCCUUUUGGCCAAGAGACGAUACGGUAGGAGUUAUCCCCAAUCUCUCCGGUGAAUCUGAAGAAGAAAUCUUUCAAAGGGCAGAAGAAUUUUGGGUUAAAUUUAUUCCCGUGUUUGAGAGCAGAUUUCCAGAAUUUGAGAAUGUGUUGAUUAUCACACAUGCAGCUACCAAAAUAGCAUUGGGACUGUCUCUUUUAAAGUUGAAAGGUGUACGUGAUUACCUCGAUGACAACAAAACAACUUUAAGAGCGGGUGCAUGCUCCUUGGAUUUGUAUAGAAGAGCAGGUCUGAAUUGGGAGUUGAAGAUGAAUGGAAACUGUGAUUUUUUGACAGAAGGAGAGGAGAUGAAUUGGAACUUCCAUUCAGGCUUUGAAGCUGGUUCUGAUGAGGAUAUAAAGGCAAGAAAAGAAGAAGAGAGGAAGAAGAAAUUGAAGAAACAAGAAUUGGCAGAAAAGGCCGAAGAUGAGAGUGUCAGAGAGACAACACCAGUGACUGAACUUGCUAGUGGAGAUAUAGACAUUCCAGAAGAAGAAUACAAGGACUUCUAUAUUACCAUAGACAUACCAAUGAUUGGAAAAACUCAGGAUUUUGAAGAGUCAAACAGUUUGGAAACACCCCGUUCCAAGAACAAUAUAAUCAAACCAUCUGCCCAUUUUCAAUUAACAGAGCUUGAUAACGACAAUCCGCUUAUAAAGUUGUCAAACAACUCAAACAUUGGGGGCAGUAACGAGCUUGGUGGUAAUAACGACUCAUUAAACAACUUGAGCGUGAUCGAUGGAAAGAUUUAUCAAACAGACUGGAAGAAACUAGUGGGCACGGAUCUUAUUUUUGAUGACUAUGGCGCCUUGAUUGGGCAGGUAAAUGAACACUUACUGUGUAAUGAACAUGUCAAAAUCGUACCGCGGGAAUCGAACAAAGUGAAAGAAGAAGCUGAAGAUGAUGAAGAUCUUCUUGAAAGAGAUGAUGAAAGUAAGACACAGCAUGAAACUCAAACUCAAUUUCUUAAAAAGGCAAUUAAAACUGCCAAAAAGAAAUCUACAGCGUAG
Messenger RNA from Suhomyces tanzawaensis NRRL Y-17324, 1410 nucleotides. Its product is annotated as transcription factor TFIIIC subunit. Lineage: Eukaryota; Fungi; Ascomycota; Pichiomycetes; Serinales; Debaryomycetaceae. The transcript is spliced from 2 exons. The record is from RefSeq and is a predicted model, not a curated record. The coding region runs from base 1 to 1410 and encodes 469 amino acids.